UUCUUUGCCUUUCAGAACUUGCGCGCAUGAAUUGUUGGAUGUUUUUCCUUUUUGUUGGACAUGUUGAUCUGAAAGGAAAAAGAAAAAAAAGCAUUUGCCUCUCAUAGUGACACAUCACUGGACGGAAUUUGACUUUUUUUUGUUGUUUGUUUCUUUAAAGGGAGGUGGAGACAACUUGCCACCCACUCCCUCUGUCCUUGACUGAAAUAACCAACUAAUUUUGCACAGGGGAGACACUUGUAAGGACUCCCAAAGCGCUCGAAAUGGAGGCUCCCGAGGAAUACUGUGCUAGUAACGGCCAAUACUCUCCCGGUAAGGAGAACUCGAGAAUGUUGGCGGAUAUGUCAGCACCUAAUGGACAGACGGUUCCUCAGGGUCCUAAUUCCCCCAGUGAACUGACAAUUAAGCAAGAGGAAGAAACCACGGAAGAGGCGGAGAGCAGAAGCCCAGCGCCUGAAGACGCCGGCCAAACGGGGGACGAAGGCGUAGUGCUGGAGGAAUCCAUUACCGGCAGCCCAAGCAACAUCAUACAGGACGGAUUGUCCGGCCCGAAUGUGACAGCCGAUGCAGGAAACCGACAACCGAACGGUGACAGGCCGUUCCAGUGCAACCAGUGCGGUGUGUCGUUCACCCAGAAGGGAAACCUGCUGCGACACAUCAAGCUGCACACAGGUGAAAAACCCUUCAAAUGCCCCUUCUGCAGCUACGCCUGCCGGCGGCGCGAUGCCCUCACCGGCCAUUUGCGCACUCAUGCUGUUGGCAAACCGCACAAGUGCAACUACUGCGGCCGGAGUUACAAGCAGCGGACGUCUCUGGAGGAGCACAAAGAGCGCUGCCACAGCUACCUGCAGGGCAUCGGCUUGGAUCCCGCCGCCAACACCGGCCCGUACACAGGCGAGGUCCCUAAAGAGCCCAGGUCCCUGGCCGAGGCCAACACCAUGGCCAACUUUGAUCGGCCUCCUAUCAUCGAAAGGCUGCACAGCAACGUAGGCAAGAGGAAGAGCACCACGCCUCAGAAAUUUGUGGGUGAGAAGAUGGUCCGCUACAGCUAUCCUGAUUUAGGCUAUGAGAUGGGCCUCAAGUAUGAGAAGCAGGCUGAGCUGAUGCCCCCCCACAUGAUGGACCAGGCCCUCAGCAACCCCAUCUCAUACCUGGGUUCAGAGACCAUGCGCCCCAUGCUCCACCACCACCCAGGUCCUCUCUCUAUGGCUGACGUGGUGCCCAUCGUCAACCCCCUUUUCCACCACGUCCUGCCUCUUGGCCAGCGAGCGGAGCGGCCGGGAAACUGCGACACGCUGCCGCCGCAGCCCCACGAGUUCCCGAGCCAUCCCACCUCGAACGGCCCCUCCGCUAUCAUCAGGCAGGGCAAGCCGCCACAACCGGGGCAAGAGGAGUCGCCCAGCAACAGCGGCAUCGACUCCGCCGACUCGGCUCGCAGCAGCCCCCAGGACAGGCAGGGCUACCACGGCGGCGGCGGUGCCCCUCCCGGCCUCAGGUCUCGAGCCAGCCCGGCGGUGGUGUAUUCGGGCGAGCGGAUUAGAGACGCGUCCCCCAGAAGCGGGGCGGGAGUCGGGGCCGGGAUGACGAGGGCGACCACGGAGAGACCCGCGAGCCAGGACGGGGUGAGGGUGUUCGGACGAGAGGGACAGGAGCUGCGGGCCUUCCAGUGCGAGCACUGUCGAGUGCUCUUCCUGGACCAUGUCAUGUACACCAUUCACAUGGGUUGCCACGGAUACAGAGAACCGCUCGAGUGCAACAUUUGCGGUCACCGGAGCAAGGACCGCUACGAGUUCUCCUCUCACAUAGUCCGCGGCGAGCACACCUUCCAGUAGAGAAGCAGAGGGAGCGAAGGGAAGGACAGCGAAGCGACAGGAGCAAUAGCCUGACAUCCGUCCUCGUCCCCUGUGAGACUGUCGAACGGCGGCGCUGUAGACACGUGUAGCACAAUCACGGACUUUGUUUUUAAGCUACUUAUUGUGAAUCUGAACAGUUGAACAAUCACAUGAAGGUAUGGGCCAAAGACACAUUUUCUACUUAUUUAAUUAUGUAGAGGAAGGAAGGACGCUUUUGUGUUUUAUUUCUUUUUUUUUUUUCCUCACAAAAUGUUACUGAAUUGUAGAACAGAGCAGCUUUGACUUCAUUUUAGUCUUUUUUUUCUCCCCUGCUUUCACCUUCCUUGAGCUUUUAUUGACGUUUUCAUUCCUAAUGUCGUGUAAUAGAGCCGAUUCCUGCCUUGUGGGGUCAGCGAGGUGGACGGAACCAGCCAGGAUAGAAUAUCAAGGGUUCGUUAAAUCCUCAGAAAAAUUAAAAGAAAAAAUCUCCUAGGAUGUUAAAUGUGCUGAGAGGAUUUUGACUGCCCAAACUUGUCAUUAGAGGUUACUUCAGGUCAACCACCAACGAUGGAUGCAACGACUUUUUCUCUUUUGGUGUCCCAUUAGCGUCGAGGCUUUGAAUGUAAUCUGUGAAGCAUCAAUACGGGUGACAAAACGGAUGUGUCAGAACUAGAUUUACAGAUGUAUAUCACAACUUGUAAAUUUGUAAUUUACGCUGAGUUGUUGCGGUAAAUUACCACGAAUGUGUUUUUUUACAAGUGCACAACACGUCUAAUUUGUGAAGCUAGCUUUGUUAAAAGCAAAAAAAAAUAAAAAAUGCUGCACAACUAGCCGAUGCCAGACGACUACCUCUCAACAACCCGCCCGGAAAGAUUGAUCGACUGACGCUACGAUUGUCGUACGAUGCUACUUUAUACGAAUCGUGUCAGUUUGUUUUUUUUUUUUUUAAACCCGAACCCGGCCGUGUUUUCGCGGCUCUCAGUGGCUUGUGAAGCACUUAUGAACCGCUGGCACAGAAAAUGAAAACCACCGACUUCCCUUGGUGGUUUGUGAAUUUUGAAGUCCUGUCAAAACAAAAAAACAAAAAAGCAAACAUCAUCUGAACCAGUUUUCAAAAAUUAACUGUGGUAGAAUAACCUGGAUUAGUUUAAACAUGCAGAUGAAUAAAUCUAUGUUUUGAUCUUUAUACGCUCGUGGUUUAUUUCAAAUGAUGCUGGAAACAUAACGAAUUCGGACUCGGUCGAGCAAAUCGCCCGUACGUUUAAAAUCGUCAGAACAUUUGUGAAUCUCUCUGUUUAUAUUUCGUGAAGCUGAAUUCGUUGCUUGCAUCGAGACUCGUUCCUCUGUUCGGUUUUUUUUUGCACUUACAAGGUAGAGCUAUUGAUCAGGAAGCACACUGGACGGUAAACAAGAAAGUCCACACUUUAUCGCUCUCGUCAGCCCCGUGACCUUAACGAGUUCGGCCAUGGCCUUCUGUCUCUCAGCUCUUAAAAGCUUCCAGUGUAAUUUCACACAGAUAAUUUGUUGGGUUCCUUUGUGUUGCACCUACAUCACGUCCUGUUGGCUCGUGGGUUUGCUGGCAGCCUGAGCAUCCCCUAAACUUUGUUUGAAAGUGACAGAUGACAUGGGCAGCCCAAAAAAA
Messenger RNA from Stegastes partitus (bicolor damselfish), 3474 nucleotides. RefSeq names its product IKAROS family zinc finger 2 (gene ikzf2). Gene Ontology annotation, biological process: regulation of transcription by RNA polymerase II. The transcript is spliced from 8 exons. The coding region runs from base 264 to 1832 and encodes 522 amino acids. The record is from RefSeq and is a predicted model, not a curated record. NCBI's taxonomy places the organism in Eukaryota, Metazoa, Chordata, Actinopteri, Pomacentridae. Gene Ontology annotation, molecular function: RNA polymerase II cis-regulatory region sequence-specific DNA binding; DNA-binding transcription factor activity.